Messenger RNA from Spodoptera exigua (beet armyworm), 6999 nucleotides. The record is from the annotation of a GenBank genome assembly. NCBI's taxonomy places the organism in Eukaryota, Metazoa, Arthropoda, Insecta, Lepidoptera, Noctuidae.
GAGUUGCGAACGAAGCGAUAGUGGUCGAAGUUGGAACGAAUUCAUCCGUGGCCGCGCAGGCGCAACGUUGAACGUCUUGACGUGACGUAAUUGCCCAUUCAUAGUUUUUAUUCAUUGAGAAAUGAAGUUUUCAAAACAUUUUCAUGAUCAUGUUAUGUUGCAUAGAGUAAAUGGUUCGAAAUGUGAAAUAAGUGUUUAAUUACUAAUUUGUAUCAAAACUAACAAAAGGAUUAUAAAGUUGAACCAAGUGCGUUCAUUCAUUGAUAGAAGAGUGUUCAGUGCAUGUAUGUAUUGAGCACAUGCGCAAUGCAAGCGUGAAUUCAUUCGGUUUACUGUGUGUGAUAAAUGUAUAUUCAAAACAUCGACGAAAAUGUGGAUUCUUAGAGUGAACUUUGUGUAUGGAUUUCAAUUACCCAGCUAAUUCGAAAACAGGCCCAAGUAGACCAUUACGACACUCCGGAAGUGGCGGGACAAGCCGGCCGAACGGGCUCGUUCCGAAAGAGAUAACAGCGGAUGAAAGAGAUAAACAGUUAUGGAUUUAACAUGGCGGACGAUAUGCGUAAAGUGCGAGUUGAAGAAAGAUUGAAAAUAAAGAUCGGUGAAGCCAAAAAUUUGCCAGGGCGCAGCCAUGGAGCGGCCUGCCACCGUGAUAUUUACUGUGUGCUGUCGCUCGACCAAGAAGAAAUAUUUCGCACUUCCACCAUGGAGAGAACUCUCAAUCCAUUCUUCGGCGAGGAGUUCCAAUUUGAGGUGCCGCGACGGUUUCGAUAUCUUUCCAUAUACGUGUUCGAUCGUGACAAGCACCUCAAGCAAGACAAAGUCCUCGGUAAAGUGGCGAUUAAAAGAGAAGAUCUGCACCGGUAUAACAAUAAAGACCACUGGUUUGCGUUACGACCGGUCGACGCCGACUCUGAAGUGCAAGGGAAGGCAUACAUUGAACUCACCCUUGAAGACUCCAGAAAAAGAUUACGAAUGGAACCGAAACCUCCCGACCCGGACCCUACCGCUGACAACUGCUCGACAAAAAGUAAAGGAAAUAACCUCGUAAGAUUAUCUGAAUAUUGUAAGGAAAGUAUGAGAUUUGGUUCUUGCUCCAGUUCUACUAGCAAGAAGCUUCUGAGUGCGGUAGCGACGGAACCCUCUCUGUCGUUAUCGCGAUCUGAAAGUUUAAAGGAUCGGGCGCAAUGGGCAGCUCGCACAAAGCCUCCCAUGCAUGCGAUGCCUGAAUCUGACGCAUCCCCCACCCCCACCGCCGCUGACUACUGGUCAGACCCCGAGAGGCAUUGCGCAGCGCGAGUAGGGCAUGACACCCUACGUCUCCGAGUGCUGGAAUGCUCUGAGCUAACCACUAAGAAUGGACAGUGUGACCCGUUUGCUCUCGUCACGUUGUUAUAUUCGAACGGACGAAGAGUUGAAAAACGUACGAAACCUAAAAAGAAGACUGUUAAUCCACAAUUUGAUGAAAUUUUUUGUUUUGAUCUCGUUAUGGACGCAGAUCCCAAGGAUAAAGAUGGCUCACAAACGGCGGGAGUUGCCUGCGAAGCCAGAGUAUCGGUGUGGCAUGACGCUGCGACACCAAUAUUUCUGGGAGAAGUGCGACUGCAACUGCGACAACCUUCGCCGACGCCUUUACGUGCCUGGUUUUUCCUAACGUCCCGCGCGGGUGGAGCACUGUCCCGCGGCGCGACCCCGCCAGGCACGCGGCUGUCGGCGGCGGGCAGCGCCACGCUGGGCUCGCUGCGACUACUGCUACAGUACACAGUCGACCACGUCUUCCCACUGCAGCACUACAGAACACUCGAGGAGUUAUUUCUACGGAGUGUCCAUCAGAAGCCCAUAACAGCAUCGGCGGUGUACAUAUUAGGGGAGAUAGUGUCGAGUAAGACGGACGCGGCGCAACCCCUCGUAAGGCUAUUCACUCAUCAUGAUCUCAUUGUACCCAUUGUCAAGGAGCUUGCAGAUGCAGAGAUAUCUGCGCUUACUGACGCGACAACGAUAUUUAGAGGCAAUACCCUCGUCUCUAAGAUGAUGGACGAAGCGAUGCGGUUGAGCGGCGCGUCGUACUUGCGGGCAGUGCUACGGCCAACGUUGGCCGCAGUGUUGGCCGAGAGACGUCCCUGCGAGAUCGACCCCGCGCGGGUCAAACCGUCCGCCGCUGUCACUGCCAACCUCGCCAACCUAAAAGACUAUGUGGAACGGGUGUUUGCGGCGAUAACAUCGUCGUACGCGAUGUGUCCGUCGGCGAUGUGUCGCCUGUUCGACGCGCUGCGCCAGUGCGCGGCGCGCCACUUCCCGCGCAACGCCGAGGUGCGGUACUCCGUCGUAUCGGGGUUCAUCUUCCUACGGUUCUUCGCGCCUGCUAUACUUGGACCCAGGCUGUUUGAUCUCACCACGGAGCAAAUUGACCCACAAACAAACCGGACGCUGACAUUGAUCUCUAAGACGAUUCAGUCGCUGGGCAACCUAGUGAGCAGUCGGUCCGCCCAGCAGGUGUGCAAGGAGGAGUACAUGGCUGAACUGUACCGUAGCUUCUGCACGCCAAGACAUGUGCAAGCAAUAAAGCAGUUUCUCGAAAUAAUCUCCACGAGCACGGAUACGCAGAACAACAACAUACAAGAAACGCCCGUGCUGCUCAAAGAAGGAACGAUGAUCAAGCGAUCAGAAGGCGUACGGACGGGUGCAGGCUCGCCUCGCCGUCGGUGGACUCGAGCGGCUCAUGCCUACGCUAAGCGAAGACAUUUCAGACUCACAAGCGGCGAGUUGUCAUGGUCACGAACAGGAGCCCGCGCGACAGCGCAGCGACUCCCGCUGUCGGGAGUGCUGGCCGUCGCCGCCGUGGACUGCCCCACUGCAGGAGCCCCGCUCGGUGCCAACAAUAUAUUUCAAAUAGUGCACCGCGAGCGCGUGCUGUUCGUGCAGGCGGCCAACUGCGUGGAGCGCGCCGAGUGGGUGCGCCUGCUGAGCGCGCUGUGCCGCCACGAGCGCGCCGCCGCGCCGCACCGCGGGUACUACGCCGACUGCCACUGGACCUGCUGCGGCCGCGCCGACGCCGCCGCCGACGGCUGCGCCGGGCCCGACCCCGAGCGCGAGCUCACCGAGAGCGGCGCGCGCGAGGUCCGGCGCGGCGGCGCGGCGCUGGCGCUGCGCCUCGACCCCGCGCGCGACCUGCAGCGCCUCCACGCCCUGCUCGUCGCGCAUGCGCACCGCCUCGACGACCGCCUGCACCGCCCGCAAGAGGGUACGAGCGUAGAAGAACGCGAAGCGGAAGCGGCCACGUUACGCGAGCUCCAGGAGACCAUGUUUGACUUAGAACAUCGACAUCGCAUAUACCGACGGUCGCUAGCCCGGGAAACAAAAUAUGGCAGCAAACAAGCUCCUAUCGGAGACGACAACUAUCUCCACCUAGCCGGAGCUGCCGGGGCCGUGGACGGGGGUCACUUCUUGUGGCGACCCUGGCGCAGUGAGACCUCACCUACAGUCGACCUCGACGGCAAGACUCUACCGCUGCAAAACUCGCUCGACAUAGGAUCUAGCACCGAGUCGCUUAAACUGGCGCGCCAUACUGACGAACGCUCCUCGGGAAAGUCCACCAAAUCCACAGGCAGCGGGUACCUCACCAUGUCAUGUAUAAAGCACGAACCCUCCGAAGACAGCGACGCAUCGGCAGAGAGGCCAGCGCGACCUCCAAAGCCUGCGCGACUAUCGCCCGGCCUCGCGAGCCCCGCGCCCCCCGCUCCUGGUGCAACCUGCGAGUACGUGCACGUGGAGCCCCGCCCACCUGAGCGACGUGCGCGCGCCGAGCCCGAGCCCGCCGAGUCCGACGUCACGUACCGCUGCAAGGAGUAUGAGCUGAUGACUGAUUUCAUGAGCCACGCGCGGGACGACAGCCCGCCCGCCGUGCCCCCUCGCGGGCACACGUCGCGCGCGCGCCCGCCGCCGCGCCCCGCUGACCCCGACGCGGCCCCGCGCCCCGCCGACCCCGACACGGGCCCGCGCCCCGCCGACCAGCACAGUCUGCCAUCCGACGACUGCUGCCGAACCGACGCUGUCUCCACAGACGAUAGUCUACUCGAUGAAUUGCAACGGGAUGCAUAUUGCGUGCUCAAAGUGUGCGAAGAUGAGCCACCCACGCCCGAAACUCCCGUGGAAUCGACACCAACCGAAGAAAGGCAUGACACGGGUCCCUUUUCUCGAGUUUGCGCUCAACGAAAAUCUAAUCCGAUAAAAAGUCAGGCAACUUCAACGCGACCACUGAAAACCUCUAGCUCGACGUCUAACGUCCACGACGCAGGUUCCACGUCGUCGCGUCCGCUAGCCGAACGCCUGACGCCUUUCUUUCUUAAGAGAAAGUCAAAACCGCCAGAGGAGACGCAGACAGCUCCUCGACCUACGCGUAAGGAGGAAAAUCUCAUCGGACGGCUGACACCCCGCUUCGGCCAGUCCAGACUAUACGGGCGGGGACAGUCGCUGGAACUGGCGCCGCCGGAUGGCCGGACGAAACGUAUCGAGCGCUCGGCGACGACCGUCAACAUCCCGACCCGGCCGAUAAAUUCUUCGAUCGUGGCCAAUCUUAAGUUCCUGAGUCUACACCGAUACGGUGCUCAGGAGGACGUGCAGUGCCGCGCGUUCGGGCGCACGGAAGCGGAGGGCGCGGCCGAGGCGGGCAGCGCGGCCGCGGCGCCCCCGGCCGCGCCGCCCGACGCGCACGACGCGACCUGGCGCCGCACGUCGCUACUGGCGACCGCCUCCAACGAUAUUAGACUGUAGUCUGUGCACCGAGACUCGUACCGCUCCUUGUCUCACGCAGUGGAACUGUAUAUUCUUAGAAUAAGAUUGUAUUUAUUUCUAUAUUUUUCGAAAUCCUUUUCGUCGACCUGAAGUGUGUGCCUCCUCUAGAUAGUAGUAUUUUUCUGGAAGAAAGCCGGUACGUUUAAGUAUAUUAUGAUAUGGUAGCGUUAAUGCGUAAAUACUCAAAAGGUGCCAAGUGUUGUGCGACUUUUACGUGGAUAUCGAACGUACUCUCAUUCCUGUAGCACGAUAAUAUUGUAAAAUUCUAAACAUUGACAUGAUUUUUUAUUGUUUUGUAUGAUCGGUGUACUAUCUAAACUUGAACUUAGCGAUACGUCGUAGCGUAUGAAAUAUAUUUUUAAAUUUAGUAUGGUUUUAAAUAUUAGUUGACACGUGCAUAUAUUUCACGCAAUUUAAUAGUUAUAAUUCAAAUUUGUAAUUUGAAAUAAGAACUAUUCCAUUUAAUAUCUGCUCCUCAAUCAUGACUUCUCACCUGUUCAAUCCUGUACUAUGUAAAAUGCUCAUUGCUCAUCACUUCCCAGCUUUAUCUUAAGCACAAAUGAAGCCUUCUGAAGGCUGGUGCUAUAAUUACAGUCUUUGCAAAUUGCAGUUCCCCGAUAUUUCAAUACAUAGUGAAUAAUCAUCUUUUAUAAGAUAGCGUAGAGUGGUCUAUCAGCUUUGUGUGAUGCCAAUGCGUUUAUGGAGGAAACUAGUGUGAUAAUAUGGGUGUUAAUAUAUUUAGUAUAGGAAUGAGUGUGACUAGAAUAUGGACUGACAUGUAACGAAACAGACUGAACAAAGAAUACAUACUAUUUUCGUAAACACCCUGCCUGCAUUGGUAAUGUAAGAUGGUCACCGUGAAUUCAGUCAGUUGGACAGGGUAUGAGAAGUGUACUCAUUUUUAAAGAGGCUCACGAUAUUAAAGGGAACGGAUCAUAACGAUUUCAGGUUCUAAGAGCAAUUUUUUAAUACUAUUACUGAGUAACUUUGUAAAUAGUUUCUCAAAACCUGCACGGCUUCUUGACAAAUUGUUACCUCUCCAAGUGUAGCACCAUAAAUGUGUACUUAAGUUCGAUAAUACCGAUAUCAAAACGUUGUCAUAUAAUUACUCAAACCUGUUAUUGUAAUAAAAAUAUAAAUAUUGUCUGUCAAAUCAUGGCCUUAAUGAUAAUAGCCUACUAUUAUGGCCUUCAGGUAAAAACACCAUUUACUUAAACUGUGAUUCACUUUACAAACUCAGCUCAUAUGUUUAAAUAUCGUAAUUAUAUUUUAGUCUGUACAUAUAAAAUAAUUAGUCAAUUAUCAAACAAAUCAAAAACUGUAUCGAAUAUUCGCACAGGAAGUUACAUUUAGUUUUUAUGAUUAUGUAUGGAAUAAACUUUGUCAACAAUUAAUUUGCCGUUGUACUGCCAAAUGAGUUACUAUUGUGAUAAUUCACAAAGGCAAAUAUUGCGUGGGCUUGGACCAGUAUAGUGCACUUUACGGUUCUUGAAGGCCACAAGCAUGCCUUAGAAAGUUUAAUAUUAAGCUAAGGUGUAUAUUUUACGACCAACAGACAUAUUGUAUACAUAUUAUGUACAAAGGGUUUGGAAGUAUACAUUUUCACAAUUUCAAUGGCUACUCAUGUAUUUUUGUCAAUUUAGUCUUAAUGUUAACACAAAUUUUAGUAACAAAAUUAUGUAUAGUAGUAACUUAUAAAUUAAACUAUGCUCUCCUGUCGGUGCUAAUUACUUGUUGUAAUUUAAAGAUAACUAAUUUACUUUUACUAAAGAAGUAGGAAUAGAAAGUAGGUAAUUUCAAGAGGAACAGUAUUUCUUGGCAGUAUAACGGCAUUGUUACUCGUUUAUAACUCAAUUGGUUUAUACGUGCGUUGUUGCCUUUUUUAGAAGAAUAAUUUACAUUUAAGAAGAAAUACAUAAUGUACAAAUUAAUACGACGUGAAAAUAUAUAAUGUUAUUUAUUUCCACCUAUUUUCAUUUUGUUAAUAAACCACGAUAAGUUAAAAUUAUUACAGUCGUUUUAUAUAUAAAUACAUGUAGGUUGUUACUACAGUCUACCUAAACUUAUCAAUAAACGUGAGUCAACGUUACGAAUUUUGUUACCCAAUAACGCCUUAUUUUUGCCUCUUAAUUGGGGUCUACAUGCUCCAGAUACGUAAAGUUGCGCUCAUGGUGUCUCUAAAUUUUAUUUGGCGCCACGUGCGCCCCUCCU